Molecule: messenger RNA, 321 nt
Organism: Trypanosoma rangeli
Lineage: Eukaryota; Euglenozoa; Kinetoplastea; Trypanosomatida; Trypanosomatidae
Product: trans-sialidase
Exons: 1
Coding region: 1-321 (106 amino acids)
Source: RefSeq, a predicted model, not a curated record
AUGUCUACAUGCUGCUGGGAAACUACAGCCGUACAGAGUCUGAAUCUCAAGGUCCCGGUAAAAAUAGUUGUAAUGUUUUGCUGUUGGUGGUGGGUGGUGGGGACAGUGAGUGGAAAUAAUGAAGAAGAGAAAAUCCAGUGGGCUGAGACCCAUGCAGUGCAUCCAGAAUCUGAAAUUUAUGGAUCUUUGACUCGGUUGGUUGGUGGCGGAGGGUUGGGUGUUGUGCUGCAGGACGGCACGCUUGUGUUCCCCAUGCAGGCCAAAGAGGAUGAAAAGGACCUUCUUAUGUCUAUGCGCUUCACACGGUCAGGGAGUAAAUGA